Pelmatolapia mariae (spotted tilapia) is the source of this 1574-nucleotide messenger RNA. RefSeq names its product tripartite motif containing 35-12 (gene trim35-12). The coding region runs from base 1 to 1569 and encodes 522 amino acids. Gene Ontology annotation, molecular function: zinc ion binding; ubiquitin protein ligase activity; protein binding. NCBI's taxonomy places the organism in Eukaryota, Metazoa, Chordata, Actinopteri, Cichliformes, Cichlidae. Gene Ontology annotation, cellular component: cytoplasm. Gene Ontology annotation, biological process: protein ubiquitination. The record is from RefSeq and is a predicted model, not a curated record. The transcript has 6 exons.
AUGGCGUUGCGCCCACGCGCUUCCUCCCAGCCUUUAAAGCUUACCUUCUUUCAGAGUUCUAAGCUAAAUUCGUCCCUGCGACCUCGAGCUGUUUCGUCACAGUCAGGCUCCAUGCUGGAAGAUGAGCUCUCCUGUCCUAUAUGCUGUGAAAUCUUCAAGGACCCGGUAGUGCUCAAGUGCAGCCACAGUUUCUGUCGGGCCUGUCUUCAGAAGUUCUGGAACAAGAAGAAGGCCAGGCGUGAGUGUCCUGUCUGCAGGAGGAAGUGCUCGCUGACUGAGCCCACAGUCAGCUUGGCUCUGAAGAAUGUGGCCGAAACCUUCCUGAGGGAGCACGAGCACAGGGGAGCCACAGCGGGAACUGGGGCUGGUGAUACAGGGAAACAAGCAGUGACAGUGGAUUUUAAAUGCAGUACACAUAAGGAAGUUCUCAAACUCUUCUGUCUGGAUGACUUUGAAGUCCUGUGCUGUGUGUGUCACACCUCCAAGAAGCACCUCGGACAUCGAGUGUGUCCCAUAGAAGAAGGUGCUCAGGAUCUUAAGGCAGAGCUGAAAAAUGAGCUGAUUCCUCUGAAGAAAAACCUGCGUUGCCUCUAUGAAGCCAAGCAGGAGUGUGAUGACACAACUGUGCACAUCAAGAACCAGACUCAGGCCACAGAAAAGCAGAUCAAAGAGGAGUUUGAGGAGCUGCGGGAGUUUCUCCGGAGGGAGGAGGAGGAACGGCUGGCCACUCUGCAGAAAGAGGAUAAGGAGAAGAAAGAGCUAGUGAAGAAGAAGUCUGACAGCAUCGCCAGAGAUAUCCUCACCUUCUCUCACGCUGUCAUUGCCAUUGAGAACGAGAUUGCAUCCAAUGAUGUUAAUUUCCUUCAGAAUUAUACAAACACAAAGAAAAGAGCACAGAUCCCACCCAAGAAUCCAGAAAAAGUCUCAGGUGCUCUUAUAAAUGUGGCCAAGCAUGUCAGUUCCCUCAAGUACCACGUGUGGGAGAAAAUGGUGGAUCUGGUUCAGUACACACCCAUCACCUUGGAUCCUAACACUGCCUACUCCUGGUUAUCCCUCACCUCGGAUUUGACCAGUGUGGCCAACAGCGGAUCCCUGCAGCAACUCCCGGACAAUCCUGAACGGUUUGGUCAUUUUGUGUUUGUUCUGGGCUCAGAGGGUUUUACAUCAGGUCGUCACGCCUGGGAGGUAGAGGUGGGUGACAAAGUGGAGUGGAUGCUCGGGGUGGUCAAAGAGUCCAUCGACAGGAAGGGCCGCAUCUCGGGCUGUCCCGAGGGCGGCUUUUGGAUGAUCUCAUACUUUGAGGGGGAGCACUCAGCCAUGACGAGGCCCAGCACCCCGCUGCAUCUGGAGGGGGAGUUAACUCGAGUAAGGGUGCAGCUGGACUACGACUCUGGAGAGGUCAUCUUCUCCAACCCUGUCAAUAUGACACCCAUCUACACUUUCAAUGACUUCUUCACUCAGAAGAUGUACCCCUUCUUCUGCCCUGGUGCCAACAUCAACGGAAACAACCCCAAACCUCUUAAAAUCUGCCCCGCCAAGGUGGCUGUGUGGAACAGCGCGACGUGGUGAUUAGU